AUGAAUGCCCCUCCAGGGUUUGGGUACCCGCCCGGCGUGUCGCUGGCGCCGACAGGCAGUCAAGAUUCGCCCACAGCAGCCAACUUUGGCUCAAACAACCCUUUCAGAAACCGUGCUCUCUCGCCGGCCAACGGAUCGACCACCAGUGCUCGUCCAGAACGUCCCCGAUCCACCAAUCCUUUCCUGGACGAGACCGACGCGCUCUCACCGCAAUCAGCCCCUGGAAUGUCCACAGGUGCCGCCUUGUUCUCCCCGGUCGAGAAACAGGAUAUGACUAGCCACACUCGAGAGCUCUUCGAGAAUCUCUCAAUGAAGCCCGCCCCCGCUCCCGUUCCCGCUCAGACUAUGAAUAGCGCCCGGCCAGCUCCAGAUGCCUCGAAGAUGCGCCCCGCACGAACAGAUCGCCUUGAUCGUCCUGACCGCUCCGACCGUACUCGCACUUCGAGAGAGCGUUCGUCUGGGCGCCCUGCGGAGUCCAAAUCAAAGGAUCCUUUUGAUAUCUUCGCAGACCCUCCCAAGUCGGGUCCUCGUGAGGCCACUUCUCGCCGACCGCGCCGAAAUUCCGAGUCGUCGGUGAUGGACCGGUCUUCAAAGCUGUUUGAUGAUGACGACGACAAGCGUCGCCGCGAGCGACGCCGCGAGCGCGAGGCCCGUCACCGUGAUGGCAAGUCUCGAUCCUCUCGCAAGGACCGCCGACUGGACAUCAUUGACAAGUUGGAUGUGACAAGCAUCUACGGUACUGGCAUGUUCCACCACGAUGGUCCCUUCGAUGCUUGCAACCCUCAUCGUAACCGCAAAGGCUCAAAAAUCGCUCCUAUGCAGGCAUUCCCCAAGAACUCCAGUAACAUGGCAUUGGGCGGUGCCGGUCCGAACAACUCCAAUAUUGACUUGAAUUUAUUCCACGGUAGAAUGGAGGAGGGCUACAACGACUUCGCCAGUUCCGGGGUGCAGCGAAGUGGCACGGUCAGCUUCGAUCCCCUCCAGCGCGUGGAGCCCGUUCAUGGAGCCGAGAGUCACGGACUAGGUACCAGCACCUUCUUGGAUGGUGCACCCGCCAGCCGUGCCGCUAUGGCGCGUCGCCAGAGUGAAAACGAGCAACAGCUUGCACAGGGUGGAGGUCUUCAGCGUAAGAAGAGUUUGGCGCAGCGACUACGAGGCAAGAGUAGUGCUCGUGAAGGUGGUGGCUAUUCCUACCCAGCAGCCCCCGCAAUGGGCUCCAGCCACUCCGCCUCCUCGCGAGGCAAUGAGAAAAACCCAUUUUUCCAGGACUAUGACGAGGAGUGGGACAAGAAGGGUUCCCGUAUCCAAGAGUCGCGUUUGGAAUCUGAAGGUGGCCGGAUGCGCUCGUCCAGUAGCCCCAAGCAGCCUACUGGUCUAGAGCGGAAAACCACCAACGAUCGUUACGACGAUUCCAAGCUCAGUUCUCCCGGUGGUGGUUUUUUGAAUCGGAUGAAGAGUCUGCGCAAGCCGCGCCCGGAGCGCCCUGCACGCCGUACUAGCGAUUAA
This is a messenger RNA of Penicillium maclennaniae, 1506 nucleotides long. Its product is annotated as Pal1 family protein. Bases 1 to 1506 code for a protein of 501 amino acids. Gene Ontology annotation, cellular component: cytoplasm. The record is from RefSeq and is a predicted model, not a curated record. NCBI's taxonomy places the organism in Eukaryota, Fungi, Ascomycota, Eurotiomycetes, Eurotiales, Aspergillaceae. The transcript has 4 exons.